CAGUUGUCUGUGAUCCAACCUCUAAUGUACCAAAGCCUGCACCCCCAAAGAUGCUCACAGGGGCUGCAUCUGUUAAAGUGAAGACUGCAGUAGAGGUUCCCCAAAAACCUAGUACCACAGGGUGUGGGGGAAACAGCAGUGGAUCUGGAAUCCUAUCCAGCGGGAGUGGAGGAGGAAGUCAACAGAUACAAUUAUGGCAGUUUUUAUUGGAACUCUUAACUGAACCAAAGCUCUACCCAGUAAUUUCAUGGUAUGGUGGGGAUGGAGAAUUUCGAUUACACCAACCUGAAGUUGUAGCAAAUCUUUGGGGACAACGAAAAAGCAAGCCAAACAUGAAUUAUGAAAAAUUAUCUCGAGCUCUCAGAUACUACUAUGAUGGUGAUAUGAUUGCAAAAGUUUCAGGGAAAAGAUUUGUAUAUAGAUUUGUAUUAAACUUAAAGAGUGUAGUAGGAUACAGUGCUGAUGAGCUUCGGCAACAGGUAGAAGAAUGUCGAAGACGAGAGGGCUACAGCUUGGAGGUCCCUCCAGUGAUGGUCAUGCAAGCUGUAUAGCACAAUUUGUAUAAUUUAUGAGAGUGUCUUUGCCCUGAGUUGAAUUCCCAGCUAUGCUUCUCCACAGAGUUUACUUCAGUAUCUAUAAAGAAAAGCCUCAGCUUUUCUUCCACUUGUAGAAACUAUCUGAAUAUGCAGUCCAGGGGAAGA
Penaeus vannamei (Pacific white shrimp) is the source of this 701-nucleotide messenger RNA. The record is from RefSeq and is a predicted model, not a curated record. NCBI's taxonomy places the organism in Eukaryota, Metazoa, Arthropoda, Malacostraca, Decapoda, Penaeidae.